AUGCAAGCGAUCAAGUGUGUCGUUGUGGGAGAUGGUGCCGUGGGUAAAACUUGCCUGCUCAUCAGCUACACAACGAACGCCUUCCCCGGUGAAUACAUACCGACAGUAUUCGACAACUACUCGGCCAACGUGAUGGUCGACGGAAAGCCCAUCAACCUGGGCCUGUGGGAUACCGCCGGCCAGGAGGACUACGACCGUCUCCGGCCGCUCUCCUACCCGCAGACUGACGUGUUCCUCAUAUGCUUCUCCCUCGUCAACCCUGCGUCCUUCGAGAACGUUCGGGCCAAGUGGUACCCCGAGGUUCGGCAUCACUGCCCCUCGACGCCCAUCAUCCUGGUCGGCACCAAGCUCGACCUUCGUGAAGACAAGGACACCAUCGAGAAGCUGAAGGAGAAGAAACUGGCACCCAUCACCUACCCACAGGGCCUCGGCAUGGCGAAGGAGGUGAACGCCGUGAAGUACCUCGAGUGCUCGGCGCUCACGCAGAAGGGCCUGAAGACGGUGUUCGACGAGGCGAUCCGCGCCGUGCUCUGCCCCGCGCCGCGCGUCAAGCCGCCGCGACGGGUCUGCGCGCUGCUC
Messenger RNA from Iphiclides podalirius (scarce swallowtail), 579 nucleotides. The record is from the annotation of a GenBank genome assembly. NCBI's taxonomy places the organism in Eukaryota, Metazoa, Arthropoda, Insecta, Lepidoptera, Papilionidae.